AUGGACUUUCAAACCCUUAUGGGUUCCUUUGCCGCCCAGGACAGAGAUAGUGAAGUUCGACCUACUUCAAAAGGAAGCUGGACUUGUAAGGAGGUUGAUGAAUUUGACGCUUUAUCAAUAGAAUAUAAGCCCAAGCCAACUGAGAAAUAUCCAGCCAAACUUCAUGCGCGACAAGUCAAAAAUCAUCUCGGGGUCAACGAGGGUCUCAUCUAUCUUCCUGGUCUACCAAGCUUCAAUUAUGAAGAUUCUGAUAUGCCUCCUGCUUUCCGACAACGUCGAUAUUUCUACUAUCUUACGGGAGUAAAUCUCCCGGAUUGUACCGUCACCUACAAUAUCCAUCGUGAUCAAUUAUGGCUAUGGAUUCCACCACCAAACUCUGGUUCAUCGGUCAUCUACACUGGAUCUCGUCCCACGGCCAAAGAGAUAAUGGCCAAAUACGACUUUGACCAUGUAGAAAAGUUACCUCAUCUUGAUUCAUAUCUCACUUGGUAUGCGCAUACCGAACCCGGGAAUAUUCAUCUUCUACAUGAUUACCAGGCACCAAAGAGCAUCGAACUUCAAAUCACCCGCAAAAAUGGAUGCCACUCCAUUAUCAGCAAGUCUCCAUUCGAUAGUUCAAAAUUAGAGGAGGCUAUGAAUACCGCCAGAGCUAUCAAAAGCCCAUAUGAGCUUAGAAUGAUACGGAAGGCUAGUGCGAUCACAGCACAAGCGCAUAUUGAUGUUCUCCGUGGACUUCGUCAUCUGUCAAAUGAGGCAGAAAUUGAAGCCAUUUUCACAGCGACAUGUAUUGCUAAACAAGCAAAAACUCAAGCAUAUGGCGUGAUUGCUGGCUCCGGUGAAAAUGCAAGCACUCUUCAUUAUAUGGCCAACAAUGAACCUCUUAAAGGAAGACAGCUCGUAUGUCUUGAUGCAGGAUGCGAAUGGGAUUGCUAUGCUUCUGAUGUUACUCGAACGGUUCCAAUUUCUGGCAAAUAUACCGAGGAAGCUCAAGCCAUCUAUGACCUCGUGGCUAAGAUGCAGGAUGAGUGUAUCGAUAUGCUGGGGCCAGGUGCUAAUUACCGGGAUAUCCAUAUGCAUGCUCAUCGGGUCGCUCUCAAAGGACUCAUGGAUCUAGGACUCGUGGAAGGUGGAACUUUUGAUGAACUCUACAUGGCGGGUGUUUCAGUGGCAUUUUUUCCUCAUGGCUUGGGACAUUACGUUGGUCUAGAAGUUCAUGAUGUCGGACCUGGUGGCAGUCGUAUCACCAAUCGUUUGUACGGUUUCAGCAAAAAGCCUGCUGAUUGGACUGACGCCUACUUUCAAAUUCUCUCGAACUCUGGUGUCACUUCAGAUGGUGGAGCUAUUCUCGCAAAGGAUAUGGUUGUUACAAUCGAGCCUGGAAUCUAUUUCUCUCGUUAUGCUCUUGAAGAAGUCUAUCUCAAAUCCCCCAAAUACGCAAAAUAUAUCAACAAAAAGCUCUUACAGAAAUAUUACCCCGUCGGAGGUGUGCGUAUCGAAGACGAUCUCUUAAUAACCAAAGAUGGAUAUGAGAAUUUGACGACAGUGCCAAAAGGCGAAGAAGCACUAAAAAUCAUCAAUGAAGGGAAAGAACACGAAGAAGAGAGAGAAGCAAAUAAAAAGGCUGCAGAGUCUAGGAGGAAGCAUAAGAAAACUUGGUUCUGGUAG
Sclerotinia borealis F-4128 is the source of this 1665-nucleotide messenger RNA. NCBI's taxonomy places the organism in Eukaryota, Fungi, Ascomycota, Leotiomycetes, Helotiales, Sclerotiniaceae. The record is from the annotation of a GenBank genome assembly.